UAACGACAGACAGGCACAGAACAGCUGGUUCAAACGCUUCCCUGUGAAUGGCAAACAAGCCAAACACACGUGCAAUUGGAAAUUUGUUUUCCUUUUUGUUUUGCGCCAAAAUGAACCACUUUGAGAUACGAGAAAUUCCCGGCAAGGGGCGUGCCAUGGUGGCCACCAAAUCGUAUGCUACGGACGAGAUAAUCUUCGAGGAGGAGCCCUUUGUGUCCAGCCAAUUCUCGUGGAAUGCGGCUUACGGCUAUGCGGCGUGCGACCACUGUAUGCGGCCCCUGGAGACUGUGCUUGAGAACGUGCGUCGCCUGGCCAGCGAUGCGAAGUUGGAGGUGCCGCUGCUCCAGCACGACCCCACCGCGUCCUGGGUGGCCCAGUUCACGCAGUGCCAGCGGUGCAAGGUGCGCUACUGCUCAGAGGAUUGUCUGAUGGAAGCCCAGAAGCGCUACCACCGCGUGGCCUGCAUGGGCGCCUUUCGCGCGGACGACACACAUCCCAUCAAUGUGCUAAACGAGACCUGGAAGAAGAUGCACUAUCCCCCAGAGACGGGCACCAUCAUGCUAAUCGUACGCCUGAUGGCCAUGUACCAGCAAAGCAGCAAGAAGUCCGAGUUCCUCGAGCAGCUGCAGUCCUUCCAAGCGCUGAUUGUGAAUCGCGAGCAGAAGAUUUACCACAAAAUGCUGGGCGAGAACUUUGAGCAGCAGAUGGACCAGCUCUACGGCGCCUUCUGCAAGGCCUUUGCUGCCGAGGAGUUUGCCAUGUUUACCACACCAGACGCAUUUAAAACUCUCAUGGGUAUUAUGGGCACGAACAGCCAGGGAAUCGCCACCAGCGUGCUGGCACAGUGGGUGACAAAGGUGUCCGACCUGCCGCUGCCGGACGCGGACAAGACUGCCCUGGACACUGUCAUCGACGAUCUGUACUCGAAAGUCGGAGAAUUCGCUGGCGAAUUCCUGAACAACGAGGGCUCCGGCCUGUACCUGCUGCAGAGCAAGAUCAACCACAGCUGCGUGCCGAACGCCUGCUCGACGUUCCCCUACUCCAACGAUAUUGUCGUUCUUAAAGCUCUGGCCCCCAUCCAGGAGGGUGACGAAAUCUGCAUUUCCUAUCUGGACGAGUGCAUGCUGGAGCGCAGCCGCCACUCUCGCCACAAGGUGCUGCGCGAGAACUACAUAUUCGUCUGCCAGUGCCUCAAGUGCCUGGCCCAGGCAUCCGACCCCGAUGUGACCAGCGACGACGACGAGGAUGACGACGAAAUGGACGACUACGAGGACGACGAUGAUAUGAAUUAGAUUAACCGUCCUCAAUUUGUUACAAGAUCCGAUUUUUAGUAUAACAAAGAUAAAUAGCUUUAAAGACCUAAA
Drosophila subobscura is the source of this 1364-nucleotide messenger RNA. RefSeq names its product SET and MYND domain-containing protein 5 (gene Smyd5). Gene Ontology annotation, molecular function: histone H4K20 methyltransferase activity; protein binding. Bases 48 to 1292 code for a protein of 414 amino acids. The transcript has 4 exons. NCBI's taxonomy places the organism in Eukaryota, Metazoa, Arthropoda, Insecta, Diptera, Drosophilidae. The record is from RefSeq and is a predicted model, not a curated record.